Molecule: messenger RNA, 2916 nt
Organism: Cynara cardunculus var. scolymus (artichoke)
Lineage: Eukaryota; Viridiplantae; Streptophyta; Magnoliopsida; Asterales; Asteraceae
Product: protein FAR1-RELATED SEQUENCE 5-like
Exons: 9
Coding region: 1-2916 (971 amino acids)
Biological process (GO): regulation of DNA-templated transcription
Molecular function (GO): zinc ion binding
Source: RefSeq, a predicted model, not a curated record
AUGGUGUUAGAAACUGGUGCAUCUUGCCAUAUGACACCAAUCCGCAACUGUUUCUCUACCUUCAAAUAUUUUGAAGGCUCACCCGAUAAUUUUGAAGAAGUCAUUCCGUCAGCGACUUCUACUAGUGAUUCUAAAGAAGAGUUUCUGAAUGAUGGUAGAGACCAAGGCCAUACAAUCCCAAUUAUGGCACCUACCAGGCAUAAUCAAAGAACUAUUCAUCCCCCUAACAGGUAUGGAGAUUGGGAUUUUGCUAACAUGAGUUUUACAGAUCAGCUGGAAUUUGCUUUGCAUGUUUUCAAAGUCAAAGAUGACAAUCGGAAGAAGGCUUGUCUCAUUGCUAAAGGCUUUGCACAGCGUAAUGGUAUCGAGUAUGAAAAUAUUUUCGCUUCCGUUGACAUGCUUAUUGCCAGCAAGGACCGAUCAAAGAUCGAACGUCUAAAAGAUAAACUUAAGUCAAAAUUUGAAAUGAAGGAUCUUAGCGCAACACAAAAUAAUUUAGGCAUGGAAAUUGUUCAGGACAAAAUGUCCCGUACUCUCAGGUUAACACAACGAGCUUAUAUCCAAAUGAUAUUGAAGCGGUUCAAUCUUAAUGGUGCCAAGACGUCUACAAUUCAACUACAGAAGCACAUCAAGAAUACAAGUGAAGAUUGUUUGAAGGAUGACAAGGGAAAGGCCAAAACAUCAAAGGUUCUGUAUGCUAGUGAAUUCGAGAGUCCCAUAUAUGCCAUGGUGUGUACUCAUCCCGAUCUCGCUCGUUGUGUCAGAGUGAUGCAAAAAUCACAAGAAAUGGGGGAAUCACCAAGGGGCACGAAGAUAUGGGUCCCUAACGUUGAUAGCAAUAUAUGUCCAAAGGUUGGUGACUUCUUUUCAUUGGUUGAGUCCGUAGAAAAUAUGUAUAGGAAAUACGGUGAUGUUGCUGGGUUUGAUAUCCGGUUGGGCAGCAAAAAAUUGAACUCGUUGGGUGGAGUGCAAACCCGUUAUUUCGUUUGUAGCAAGGAGGGUAAUCCACCGAAAAAGGAAUUUGAUUCGUUAGAAGUUUCAUCGGGAGAGAGGAAAAGGCGUAAUACAAAUUUCAAACGUACCGGUUGUAAAGCUUGCCUUAAAGUACACUAUGUGAAAGCGAGUGGCCAGUACGAGGUCUAUCAUUUCAUAGAGGGGCAUAAUCAUAUGCUUUGUCGUUCGGAAGAGAAGAUGUUCACCCAUUCAAGACGACAACUUGAUUACAAGGAUCGAAGGAAUGUUUAUCACGCAUCCAGUUCUAAAGUUGGUAUCACUCAGUCGCGCAGAAUGCAAUUGGCAAUGAACGGUGGUUUAGUAGCAUCUGGUGGGACAGCUAGGGAUCAUAUGAACUUUAGAAGAGACAUUAUGCUCUUCGUUGGUAACAAAGAUGCACAAAUGUUAAUAAACAAGAUGAGCAAACGRCGGGAACAUUGCUCUGAAUAUUUUUUUGAAUAUAAGUGUGAUGAGAAGGAGUUGAUUGCAAUAUUUUGGGCAGAUAAAACAGCGAGAAUGAAUUACAAACAUUUUGGAGACACCAUAUCAUUCGACGCUACAUUUCGGACAAACAAACAUGCAAUGAUUUUUGUUCCAUUUGUUGCAAUUGACAAUCACAAGAAGUCUGUUGUCGUCGGUGCAUCAUUGAUUAGAAAUGAAUCUGUCAUUAAUUUCACAUGGGUAUUGAAUGUGUUUAUGAAAGCGCACGGUACUCAGCCACAGUUUGUAAUAACCGAUCAAUGUGCAGCAAUGAAACAAGCGAUACCAAUAGUUUUUUCGGAAUCUACUCAUCGAUUGUGUAUGUGGCACAUAACMAAAAAAGUKAAGGAAAAGAUUCGUGAUCAUUUAGCCCAUGGGACCCCAUUUAAAAGCAAGUUCAACAAACUCGUAUGGAAUGUACACCUAAGUCCCGAAUAUUUUGAGGAGAAAUGGAAUGCAUUGAUGGAUGAGUUUGGACUGCGGGGUCACUCGUGGUUCGAAGAAAUGUCUGAGAGUAUUAAUUCAUUCUUUAAUGUUUAUACGAAGUAUUGRAAUGAUCUUGUUUACUUUCUUAACACUUUCGACGAUGCAAUCGAARGUCAAAGGAAAGAACAUUGUUCACUUGAGGUUGUGACUAGAACUACAAUACCUAAAUUGUUGUCACCGUCCAAAAUUGAAGUGCAAGUAGCGAACGUGUACACAAAAACAAUGUUUUUUGAGGUGCAAAAGGAAAUGAACAAGGCAGUAUGGUUUUGUGGGGUCGUCGAUGUAGUAGAGGUAGGGGAUAAGAUGAUUUACAGUAUUACACAUAAGAACAAGAAUUCUGAGAUCAAAGCUACGUACAAGGUGGUUCAUGAUGUAGGGGAUGAUUCUUUUGAUUGUAGUUGCAACCAUUUUGUUCACAAUGGUAUAUUAUGUCGCCACGCGUUUAAGGUAAUGUUAAAUUCURAGGUGCAAUGUAUACCCGAGAAGUACAUCUUACCGCGAUGGAGACGAGAGUUAGUUCCAGUAGAGCUGUUGCCGGCUCGUGUUAGGUAUGGUGAAAUGGAUGUUGAGAAACAAGCUUUGAUGAACCAGGCUACGUCAAUGUUUGAUCUUAUUAUUGGGCGUGUACGGAAUGAUAAGGGAUCAUUGACAGAGUUUGUGGAGCGAUUGGAACGUUUGGGUGAUGAAAUUUCGGUGGACAUUCCAAUAUUGACAGGUACUGAACAGAAGAGAAAUGAUAUUCAGGAGCUAUUAUGUGUUUCCAAACAUGAAUCGGUUGAUGUCUUACCACCAAAAGGGAUACGUAAUAAAGGUUGUGGGACCAGAAAGCGUCUUGUUGGUAUCUCAGAGAAGAUAUCCAUGAAUGCAAAGAAGCCGAAAAGAUUGUGCAGAACUUGUGAUAAAAUGGGGUGGCAUGAUUCCCGCAACUGUCCAUCAAAAGGUGAUAGUAACAAAUAA